Molecule: messenger RNA, 2128 nt
Organism: Pistacia vera
Lineage: Eukaryota; Viridiplantae; Streptophyta; Magnoliopsida; Sapindales; Anacardiaceae
Product: D-xylose-proton symporter-like 3, chloroplastic
Exons: 14
Coding region: 246-1916 (556 amino acids)
Biological process (GO): transmembrane transport
Cellular component (GO): membrane
Molecular function (GO): transmembrane transporter activity
Source: RefSeq, a predicted model, not a curated record
GUUUCCAAGGCCUUUCAAUUGCCUUAGGAUGGAAUUUGAUUCCCUAAUCUUACUUUGAAACAAGUAAAAGGGGGAGGUGGAGGUGGUGCCAAACCGCCAAUCCCAAGUUGUGGCAAGCAGUGAAAGCAGACGUCUAUCCAAGUCAAAAGUCAACCAAAACUACAUAUGCAAACAAAACUUGAUAACCAAAACACAAGAUAGUAAAAGCGGGAACCUUAACUGUCUACCGUCAGAUCACUCUUUUCAUGGCUUCCACUACUUCAAUUCGUCCUCUCUUCUCCUUCAAUCUCACACAAUUUCACCGACCCAAGAAGCCAAAGUCUCUCUUCUUAAACUCUCACACUGAUCCUAAACCAUCUCUAAAUUCUUUCUCUUAUUUCAAGACUAAGAAUGUCCUAUCUUCAAAACCACUAUUGCUCUCAACUAACAAACCAACAUUCAGUGUUGGAGCUCAGGGAGAGUAUACUACUGGAGGAGAUGAUAAGUCGCCUAUAUCUGACGCAAUAUAUCAAGAGGAUUUUUCUUGGUCUUCUGUGAUUUUGCCGUUUCUGUUCCCAGCUUUGGGAGGAUUGUUAUUUGGGUAUGACAUCGGUGCCACCUCUGGUGCCACCAUCUCAUUGCAGUCAGCUGAGCUUAGUGGCACGACUUGGUUCAACCUAUCGGCUGUUCAGCUUGGUCUUGUGGUUAGUGGUUCCCUCUAUGGAGCUCUUUUUGGAUCUAUCCUAGUGUACCCAAUUUCAGAUUUCCUUGGAAGGAGGCGUGAGCUUAUAACAGCUGCUGUGCUAUAUGUGCUUGGUGCUCUAAUCACAGCCUACGCUCCAGGCCUUGGUGUUCUCUUAGCAGGACGGCUGCUCUAUGGUCUUGGCAUUGGUUUGGCCAUGCAUGGGGCUCCUCUGUACAUCGCAGAAACUUGCCCAUCUCAGAUUCGUGGAACCCUAAUUUCUCUAAAGGAGCUCUUCAUAGUUUUGGGAAUUUUGUUAGGUUAUUUUGUGGGAAGCUUCGAAAUUAAUGCAGUUGGGGGAUGGCGUUACAUGUAUGGGCUCAGUGCCCCUAUUGCUUUGUUAAUGGGACUAGGAAUGUGGAGUCUUCCGCCUUCUCCUCGCUGGUUACUUCUCAGGGCAUUCCAAGGAAAAGGAUCCCUGCAAGAAUACAAAGAGAAGGCCAUGGUUGCCCUAAGCAAACUAAGGGGCAGGCCUCCCGGUGACAAAAUAUCCGAAAGGCAAAUAGAAGAUACCCUUCUAUCAGUUAAGUCUGCCUACAGUGAUGAGUCUGAAGGAAGCUUGUUGGAGGUAUUUCAGGGGCCGGCUUUGAAAGCUUUCAUAAUUGGUGGAGGUUUGGUCCUUUUUCAACAGAUAACAGGACAACCAAGUGUUUUGUAUUAUGCAGGUCCCAUUCUUCAGAGUGCUGGAUUCUCUGCGGCUGCUGAUGCUACUCGAGUUUCUGUUGUAAUUGGUCUGUUCAAGUUACUGAUGACAUCGGUUGCUGUCUUCAAAGUUGAUGAUCUUGGAAGAAGACCCUUACUGAUUGGAGGUGUCAGUGGGAUUGCGCUUUCCUUAGUUCUGCUUUCUGCAUAUUACAAAGUACUUGGAGGUCUCCCCCUUGUUGCUGUUGCUGCUCUGCUUCUCUAUGUUGGUUGCUACCAGAUAUCAUUUGGGCCUAUCAGUUGGCUAAUGGUGUCAGAGAUUUUCCCCCUUCGUACAAGAGGAAAAGGCAUCAGUCUUGCAGUGCUUACUAACUUUGGUUCAAAUGCUAUUGUUACCUUUGCAUUCUCGCCAUUGAAGGAGUUGCUGGGAGCAGGGAACCUUUUCCUCCUUUUUGGUGCUAUUGCCUUGUUAUCAGUUUUGUUCAUAGUCCUCAUUGUCCCAGAGACCAAAGGUUUGAGCUUGGAAGAAAUUGAAUCUAAAAUUUUGAAGUGAAACCUGACAAGGCACCAGUAUACCAAAGAUUAUAUUCGUAUUUUUACAUGUAACUUAGAGAUUGUUUUCUUUCAUUUUAUGUUAUUUCAUUAACUCAGUUGUAGAAAUUCCAAGUGUCUUCAUGUUAUGGUAUUGAUGCAUGAUGAGUAUGAAUAAUUUAUGCUAACUGGGUCUAUAUGAAUUAUGUAUAAAAAUGAAUUUUUGUUUUGAAA